This is a messenger RNA of Endocarpon pusillum Z07020, 585 nucleotides long. RefSeq lists its product as uncharacterized. Gene Ontology annotation, molecular function: dynein intermediate chain binding. The transcript is spliced from 2 exons. Gene Ontology annotation, biological process: microtubule-based movement. The record is from RefSeq and is a predicted model, not a curated record. Gene Ontology annotation, cellular component: cytoplasmic dynein complex; cytoplasm. Lineage: Eukaryota; Fungi; Ascomycota; Eurotiomycetes; Verrucariales; Verrucariaceae. The coding region runs from base 1 to 585 and encodes 194 amino acids.
AUGGCCACUUCAACUCAAACUUUGUCGCUGUCGGAACAAGUCUCCAACACUUUGCAGUCGUUAACGAGUCGUCCUGGGGUUGAGUCGACCUUGAUCUUGUCACGCAAGAACGGCAGCAUCAUCAAAGUGGCAGGUGCCCUGGAAGAUGAACCGCAACAUCCGAAAAAUGGGAUUGCCUCGUCGGGCACACUUUCUCCUGCCUCGGCGACUGCUGAAGGCGUAGCGGCCACGUCGAUUGAAGAUGGGGAUACUGGUGACGAAGCCAUGGACACAGUUGCUGAAACCGGACGCACUCGAGCAGAAAGACUUGCCUCAGAUAUAUUUCUGUUUGUCUCGACAGCAUCGUUCUUAGCCUCUUCACUUGAGUCGACGGCCACGCCGAAGGUUCAUGACGCAGGCUACCAGAACGGCACCAGCUAUGGACAUCUACACAAAGGAAAGACUACCGCAAUCGCGGAGCAAGAGGUCGAUGUCAAUCCCUUGCAGCUUUUGAGAAUGCGAUCCAAGAAACAUGAGAUUGUCAUAUUUCCUGAUCCCAACUUCCUUUGUUGUGUGGUGCAAAGUAUGGAACGCCUAGCCAGGUGA